Peniophora sp. CBMAI 1063 is the source of this 519-nucleotide messenger RNA. Lineage: Eukaryota; Fungi; Basidiomycota; Agaricomycetes; Russulales; Peniophoraceae. The record is from the annotation of a GenBank genome assembly.
AUGUCCAGCGCUACUCUUCCCGAUCCUCCGCGCGAUGUGGAUGCCAUCGAGUCGAUCGAGCAGGCCCUUACACUCACAACCUUCACCGCCGACGACGUCUGGGAGAUCGGCACGGCCCUUCGCGAGCGUCUUCUGGCUUUCCAAGGGCCCGCCGUAGUGAACAUCACCCUCGCAAACUCAAACCAGCUCCUCUUCCACACAGCCACGCGUUCGGGAACGCAGGCGGACAACGACACUUGGGUCGCCCGGAAGCGCGCUACGGUGCUCAGGUUCGGGCAUAGUACGUGGUACAUGCAUAACAAGAACAAUGGCGACGAGUCCGCCUUUGCUGCUAAGUACGUGCUGGGGGAGCGAGCGGGAAACUACGCGAUUCAUGGUGGUGGAUGGCCGGUCAGGGUCAAAGGUGUCGAGGGCGUGGUGGGCGUUAUCGUGGUCAGUGGGCUGAAGCAGGAGGAAGACCAUCAAGUAAUCGUGGAGGUGCUGAAGGAAAUUGUGAAGAAGCAGGAGGGGAAGGCUUGA